Molecule: messenger RNA, 6810 nt
Organism: Dichomitus squalens LYAD-421 SS1
Lineage: Eukaryota; Fungi; Basidiomycota; Agaricomycetes; Polyporales; Polyporaceae
Exons: 14
Coding region: 1-6600 (2199 amino acids)
Biological process (GO): 5S class rRNA transcription by RNA polymerase III; transcription initiation at RNA polymerase III promoter
Cellular component (GO): transcription factor TFIIIC complex
Molecular function (GO): DNA binding
Source: RefSeq, a predicted model, not a curated record
AUGGACGAGCUCGUCCGCCACUGUCUGCGUGAAAUAUCGUUUGACGGAGACUUGGGAUGCGACGUCUCCCGCCUCAGGGAUUUCGUCUCCGAGUUCUACUCGCACCCGUCGUCGAGCCGGGUCCAGGGACAGAACGUCGACGACGCGUUCUGUGCGUUCGUCUGGUCUGUGAUCGUCCAGCAGCCCGGGAUCCGCAUCGGGACCACCCCCGAGGGCAGUUCGACGGAGGUAUACAUCGCCCCGCAGGUCCGAGCUAUCAAGAAGGCAAAAGCGAAGGGGGAGGACACUACCGCUGCCGAGGAUCCGCCCCCGGCGACGGGGCUGGACAUCAUCGAGGAUGCUACGAUUCGGCCGCUGGAGGAUUUGAGGCAGCAGUAUGGGGAUAAGCUGCGCGUUGCGGUCGAUCCAGAGACGACGUUCGUCGCUCUGACGGGGUCGCACACACGGCCCUCGAAAUUGACUCCGAUGAUCUAUACUGGUCUCCAGAUUAUCACAAGAGGCAGAGAGCACGGUGUCAGUGCCCUGGAUCUCGGCAAGAAGUCCGGAUAUGACCAGAAGACAUGCUUCUACAUCAUCAAGCAGCUCGUCGACCUCGAUCUUGUGGUCAAGCUGCGGCAGCCGGGUAUCAGCACCAACAUAGUCGUACAUAAAUACUUCUACGAACGAAGUCCGAUAUGGCAGCAGGUCGUGUCAGAGGAGAAGAAGGCCGUCUCUGAGGCCCAAGCCAAGGAAGAUGGCGACUCGGAGGAGGAAGAUGACGGGGAUGAGACGAAGCCGUUAGAGCCAGUUCACUUCGACCCCAUUGAUUCCCGACACCUGUCAAGCAUGCCAUUGCUCAAGUCCCGUCUGACGAAGCUCCUGAAGGCAUGCCCACAUUAUAUGCAUACUUCCAACAACCUCAUGCUCAAGAUCGGAUUCGUGAACCCUACCAGGACAGAACGAAGGUUCUUUCGUACGCGUAUUCGAGAACUGGUAGACGAAGGCUUCAUCGAGAAGGUUCACGUUCCGCAUGCUGAUAGGAGGCGCUUCCCCGACAAGAAGGUCCCAUGCAUUCGCCUUGUAACAGAUGAUGCCGCAUCGCAAGCACGGGGUGAAACUGUUCCUGUCGAAGACGAUGAGCUUGAGGAUAUUGAGAUGUCUCAGGUGGAGGACUACACCGGCUUGAAGGCAAACGCGUCCCUCCACAAGCAGAUGAUCGACCGUCUCGCAGAGGCCGGCACGACUGGAAUGACUCUCAACGAGCUCUCCGCUACACUAGGCGACUUUGACCGGCGCACUGUCGACCUCCUCCUCAAUCGCCUCGAGAAGGACCCACCGCCUGCUCAUCUUGCCGACCUCGGGAUCGCUCAGCUCGCAGAGACGCACGGGCGCGAGCGGCGGUACAAGUACUACACCGUCGCUCACUAUCUCGCGCUCGCCGAGAAGGAGCGGUUCGAGGACCGGAGAUAUCGCGACGUAGACAUGUCUGCCGUGGGGGGCUUCAUGCCCAUCGAGGUCGAGGCGUUUUAUGAAGACGAGGAGGAGCUGGACCGCCACGUGCGGCUGAUGAGCAGUACGAAGAGCGGGAGCGCUUCCUUGUCGAAGGCGAAGGGGAAGAAGCGCACCAACCCCAUUUUGGCAGACGGAUCCGUCAAGAAGGGUCGGCCGAGGAAGUCCCAAGUGGUGGGAGAGGAUGAGGAGGCCGUGCCUACACCGUCGAAGAAGGGCAAGAAACGGAAGAGAGAGGAGUCGCUGGACGGAGGUGCUGUCCGAGAGGGCGAUGCAGCCAAGGGCGGCGAGCCUCCUAUCAAGAAGAGGCGUGGACGACCACCGAAGAAUCAUGCUGCGAGCAUUGCAACUGACGGUGGGCUGUCAGAAGUGGCCCCGAUCCCUAAGAAGCGGGGGCGGCCUCCCAAGAAGGCAGCAAAAGUUGAUGAGCCGACUGGUAUCAUGGCUGGGCCGUCUUCAGAGGUACAGGAGGGCGCUGUUGCUGCUGCUAAGGCUCCGAAGAAACGCGGUCGACCAAGGAAGACUCGUGAGCCGACAGUAGAUGCUACUCCUCGGGACCUGGUCAUCGCUCCCGCCCCUGCGAACGACGAUGAUAUCCCGCCCAUUUCCGCGCCAGUAAAGGAUGUUCCAAUGCUCGAGGAUCCAUCCUCGUCACCUUUGCCCUCGCUUUCAAAUUCGCCCACUCCUGCGAUCUCAUCAGCUCGAGCCGUCACAAGUCACACGGAGGAUGUAGCGCAGCCUGAUCCUCCCUCAAUCGCUGAAGAUAGUCAAGGCGCCCCUGAAGCAGUGGCGAUCUCACAAGUAGCUCCCGAAGUGGCUGCCAGCACUGGUGUUCGACGCUCUACGAGAACACCGAAGGCUCGCAAGCAAGACGACGCCCUCUCUCCACUGAAGAAGAGCAUACGCCGAAGACCACUUUCUACAACGGUCCCCACCGCUGCCGAAGAGCCUUCUGCCCCAUUGCCAACGAUAGACAUCGUCGAAGCCGAUACACAAGAAGAACCCUCCGACAAGCCAAGCCUCGACGUGAUCACUGCCGGCGAAGGGCCCCGGUCGACAGAUCCUAUACCGGCCGACAGCUCAACCACCGACAUUCCUAUUGACCCUGCCCUGCUCGGUGAUAACGAGUUGUCCCGAAUGGUCCAAGGACAUUCGCUCAUAGCGAUGGUUUGUGCCCAUGUCUCAGAACCAUCCCAGUCACCUGCGCCGGAGUUUCCCGAAGCUGGCCCCAGCACAGGUACAAGUGUACCUCACAAGCGAGAUCAACCCGACACGGUGUCCGAAGGGCCUUCGACCAAGCGUACUAAGUCGGGUGACAGUGCGAAGUUGCGCACAAAGGGCAACAUCUCUCAGCCGCGCCGGGAGAACGAGAUCUUGCGGCUUCUUGCUGAGGCGGACGGAAUCAUCAACACAAGCUCCAAAGAGUUUUACGAGGCCCAUGCAGCCCUCGUAGAACGGCUGGUCGCGGCCGGGGAGCCAGUCAGUACCCGUGUUGGAGCGAGAAUUGACAAGAGGACCCUCGAGGCGACGCUCAGGGAGCUCGAGUCGAAGGGCAAGAUCAAGCUCCUGACGACGUCCGCGCCGACGCUCACGGGAAGCACGCGUAUGGCUCGCAUCGCAUAUCUUCCCAGGAUCCCACCAGACGCGGUGAAUACGUUUCUGGCCGAACUCAGUCAGCAGCUUUGGUCCCUGUCUCACAACCCUAGUACAAGUACUGCAAAGACGCUUGAGGAGCCGAUGGACUACGGCGGCAUUCGGAAGAAGACGUCAGGUCGUGUCCGUCCCUCAAUCGCCACCGAGCAAGAGGACGGAGAGGUGCAGGAGAUCAAGCCAACCGACUUGGGGGCACUAUUCCAGCAGGAUGACCAAAUCAUUCAUGAUACGCUGCUUACCGAGAAGCACACAGUGGCCCAGCUGUACGGGUAUCUCGUGGGCAAGGCCGCGAGGGCGCGUUCACUCCAUCUCGCAACUGUUGGGCUAUUUGGACAGGAUGCGUCGUCCACCCAAAUUGUCUCCAAGGAGCACAGGAUAGUACAUAUCUCCUACUACUUCACGGACAUUCCCAUCUCCACCUACUGCUCUCUCGUCGCAGUCCUUCAGCCCAACGAGGAACUUGCCACGCUUCUCCGCUCCCCUGCGGGACAGGCUACGCCGGUCGGCGGUGUUAGCGACAGCCUUCGCAACGUGCUUACUCCCACACAGUCAAAGCCUCGUGCCCGGAUACUCUCUCUUUUGGAUCUACUUCAGGUGCUCGGUCUUGUCACACCUCUGAUCCCUUCUGAGUCGGACACUCCAGCCUUUUCUUGCACAGGCAACGUGCAUCAUCCUGCUGCCUUCGAUGUCGCACCUCCUGACACAUACACACCUGCAAUUGCACCUUUGUACUGGCGAUUCAACGACUCCGCUCCCAUCCGCCUCUGGGCGAUUGGAGAGGGAGUACCUGCGGUGUGGAAGAUGGCCCCGGUCUCUACCAGCCAGCAGGCCGCAUUGUACUGGAACGACCUUCAGCAGGUCUGCACUGACCCGCUCCACGCACAGCACUUGCUUGGCCCCGCACCUGCAUCCACGGGACCCGCGAGUCAAGAAGUUGCUACCACCUGCAAGUCUCUUAGGCGUACGAUUUCCUGGAGCGCAGUGUACAAUUUGUCAUUCUAUCAGACCGAGUAUCUGCGCCGCUACAUCGACCCUGCGACAGGCAAUACGCCCUUGGAAGACGAAGACGGAGCCAGGCGUGACGCGCAGUUAGACCGCCUUUCCUGGAUCGUCAGUGCAUCGAGAGAAGUUGUCGCAAGCUGGUUUGAGAAAGCGCGGAAGAAGCAAUUGCGCGACAUCAAGAAGGUCAAAUUGGCUUCGACGAAGGGUAAGCAAAAAGCUGCGACAGCGGAGGAUGCGGGUGUCGUCGUAGCGCGUCGCGCAGCCGAGGCGAAGGAACAACGCGAGCUCGCUUGGGAGGCCAUGGUCCAACGUGUACAUCCUGGAGAGCUAAGGCAGUCCGCUGCACAAAGGGUCAAUCGGGUCAGAUCUAAGUUCAUACAAAGUUCCGCGAAGCCGAGCGACAAAUGGGAGGCAAGGAUAUUGGAGGCGAUCAAGGAGGCAGACUUGGUCGCUGACAAGCUCUUGUCAACGGCGCAUCCCCCGCUGUUCGCGCCUAUGCCUGUGGCUAAACCUGCACUUCCUGCCCCUGUUCCAACCGGUUUACAGGAGAAGGACGUGGAUGAGCUCAUCGCCUCGCAAGGUGCAAGAGCAGCCCAAGGUGCUCGCACUGGGAAGAAGACCAAGAAGGGGAAAGCGAAGGAUACAGGUGAGACGGAAGUGAAGGUGCCCCGACGACAUCGCUUUCUCUGGACCCGCGACUACGAUGAGCUCGUGCGAGACGCAUCGGCCAUCAUCAAAGCUCGAUGUCGCGGUACAACGCGCCUUGACUGGGGCGCUAUGGAGCAAAUUUUCCCCGCUGUCCCCCGUAAUUCCGUCAGGCAGCGCCUCGUCCACCUGAAGGAGGUCCCGGGAACGGAGACGUACCUCUCCCGACUUGAAGACAAGUGGUAUGAUCUCUGGGUACAGCACCGAGGCACAGACGUCCUCCCGGAUCCCGAUCCAGAAAGUGCCACGAAUUUCGACCUGGCGACGCACGUCAAAUUUCUGCGCAAGCAUAUUGACAAGAAUGCCAUACGCGUCGGGUUUGUCGAGGUGCAAGACAGCCAAAAGGUUGAUCUCCCUGCGACCAUUGAAGACAUCAAGCGGCACUAUGACAUCGUCGAGAAGGUACCUAGCGCCCCGACCUGGGACUUCAUGUGGAGCGUUGUUGCGGAAGAGGCCCGCGAGAAGCAGUUUGCACACCAGGCCUUUACAGCAGAAGUGGGUGGUAUGCCUCCUUCGCCCUCUUAUGAGUCAGAGUUCCUGUAUGUUGCCGAUACAGCAGUCAAGAUGGCCCUAGGCAAUCCUAACGAGACCUACGACGCCGACGUAGCAUCUCGGCUGCUCAAAGGUGUUGGGGAGGAACCAGUGCGCGCAACAACAACGGAGCUUUUGAAUCGCGGAGUACUAGCGAGGACGACUCGAGAUCCUACUAAGACGAAGCCGGGACGGACGCUCAAGAUCUCCGAUAGCAACUACAAUUCGCUAGGCGGCCAGCUGCAUCGGGAACUCUUCCAAGAUGCAUCUGCGCUUGAGGAGCUCAUCGUCCAGCAGCAACAAGGAGACGGUCUGAAUGCACCCCAUGAACAAGGGCAAGAGUGGUCGCUGCUGGCCACGGACGGUGACACAGCCUUCCUCCUCGAGCUCACGUCCGAGAAUAAGGUCCGAUUUGAUGUAGAUACCACACACCCCCAGAAGAUGCGGUCCAACAUCGACUGGAACAGCAAGAAAGCAGAUGACGACGACAUCGAGACUGCAAUCCGGGUGCAGUAUUUGGAUGUCUCCGGCCCAUCGCGAGAUGCACUGUCAGAACCCUCAGCAGAGCCUUCGGGCAUCGAGGUCGAAGCGGAGAUGGACAUGGAUGACGAGCACUCCCUCCGCGAACAUGGCACACUGGCAGAUGGCGAGCAGGCCUUCUGUCGCCGCACAUCUGAGGGCUUGAUCGACUGCCAAGCGUGUCUCGAAAAAGCCAGGAAAUCUCUCUUCCGGGGAUUGAACACAGAUGAGCAGGCUACCGUUGACAAGAUCAUAGCAGCGCUGGAUGAAGCUGGUCCAACGGGCCUUACGAAGCAGGAACUUCUCGCGAAGUUAGAGUUCGUGCGAGGCGACACGCUCCACACGGUCGUUCAACGCAUGACAGAAGGCCCUGUUCCCCUCGCGCACUGGACCGGAUAUAACGCCGUCGUCCUCGUGUCGUCUGCCGCGAUCAGGAAGUGGACAGUGCUCGUGAACGACAACGCGACUGAGGAACCUGAGCAGCCCUCGAUGUCCGAAGCCCCUGUGCUGAAGUCGAUGAUCUUUCCGCGCCGCUGGUUAGACAUCUAUGGACGGAAAUUACACGACGUGUGGGAGUCCGCACUGCGCGCCGCACUGGGCCUCGUCCUCCUCCACCCCGGCAUUUCACAGGUGCGGUGUCAUGCCCAUCUUCAUCUUCAUCUUCAUCUCCUUCCCAGGCUGCGCGCUGUUCCCAUGCUCUAAUACUUCCAUCGCCUCCACCCGUCAUCCCGUAGAACGCGCAUCGCUGACUAUAACAUCGGAAAUCCACAGGCCGAGAUCCGGUGGCGGCUGCGGUCCACUUACGAUCGUCAAGAGGUGUGCGAGGUGCUGCAGACGCUGCUCGAGGAGAGGUACAUCAUUGCACGAGUUGAUGCUGUGCAUCUAGGGCCGUUCGAGGGUGUGCCUGCCGAU